Molecule: messenger RNA, 4753 nt
Organism: Gossypium raimondii (Peruvian cotton)
Lineage: Eukaryota; Viridiplantae; Streptophyta; Magnoliopsida; Malvales; Malvaceae
Product: receptor-like serine/threonine-protein kinase ALE2
Exons: 20
Coding region: 543-4364 (1273 amino acids)
Biological process (GO): protein phosphorylation
Molecular function (GO): ATP binding; protein kinase activity
Source: RefSeq, a predicted model, not a curated record
AAUCUUUUCCUUUUUUAUAUAAUAUAUUUUUGGUUUCUCUUUCUUAGAAAAAGGGUUGUAUGUUACUUGGCACUGUGAACUCCGUGAGGUGUCUUUUUUUUUGUUUUUCAUUCAAUUUCAUAUUUUUCAUUUCUUUUUUUUGUGUGUUCAUCAAACUUAUGGUAGCAAAAAGAACAGUUCUUUUUUAACAUGGGAAAAUCAUAAACUUUGUAAAGUUGAGAGCUUUAAACAAAAAAAAAGAUUGCUUUGCUUCUUUUUUUACCAAACCCCAAUCUGGGUUUUCUCAGAAAACAACUAAUCUUUGCUUGUUUUGUACUGUUUGUGUGUAUGGGGGAUUGGUAGGGGAGGGGGGUAUUUGUUAAUAUUUCUUCCCUUUUCUCUUGCUUCAAGUAACCUGUAUAUUUCUUUAAAAUAAUACAGUUUCAUUUUCUUUAUUACUUUCUUUGGUUUUUUUUUAUUUUUCUUCUUCUUCUUCUUCUUCUUCUUCUUCAUUAUUGAGUGAGCUCGAUUUAGAGAAUUUGUGAGAUUUGGUGCUUUAUGGGAUGGGGAUGUUGAUGCCACUGAUUCUUCACCUUGCCAAACUCUGUAUCAUUGGCUUUGCUUUGCUUGUUCAAGGAUAUUUAGGGCACAAUGCAUCCCCCUCUCCGGCAGAGUUUUCGAGUUUUCCGCCCAUAGAAAGAAUCCAUGGUGAACAAAGAAGUUUUACACCGAGCACGCCGCCUCAGCCGAAUGAGCGGGAUUUACUUUCACCUCCUGCAUUACCGCCACUUUUGUCUGCCCCGGUGCCUGAAAUGACUGAAGGGCAUGCACGUUCCCUGCCGCCAACGCCACAUAAUACCGCUCCACCACCAUUCACUAUUGAAGAACGUGUACCAUCCUUGGCACCGAGUACACCACCUGUAUUGCCUCUAUCUUCUCCACCUCAGCCUGUUCAAGUACACGCACCAUCAAAGUCACCAAUUGCUCCUCAGGGAAAGGAACCGGUUAGUAAGUCUCUCGACUUGGUGCCAGAUGCUCCAGCUCCUGUUGCUUUUCCGACCUUGCCUCGAAUUUCACCAAAUAUUGACCCAUUUCCAUCAAUAACUCCGUCACAGAAUUCUCCCAAAAAUCCACCAGUCCAUCAAAUUCCAUCAGGACCUCCGUCACAUAGUUCUCCUGAAAAUUCACCAUUCGUCCAUCAAACUCCAAUUGCACCGCAGUUCAGGAAUAGUCCACAAAAUUCCCCAUCCAUUAACUCGAGUAGUUCAAGUGCUUUCCCCCCAACCGACAACCAAAGAAAUUCAUCUAACAAUAAGCGUCCCGUUUUGGAGCCAAGUGCUCCAGCUCCAGUUGCACCAGGAUUGAGGGAUUCACCACAAAGUUCCGCACCAGUGCACUCCAGUAUGCCACGUGCUUUGGCCCCAACCCCGAGUGCUAAUCAAGAAAAUUCAUCAAAUAGCAAGGCACCUGUUAAGGAGCCAAUUGCCCCAGCUCCGGUUACAACACCUUGGAGAAAUUCACCACUAAAUCAAACACCAAUUCACUCCCAAGGGCCAACCUCUUUACCACCUCGUGCUCCAGUUCUAGUGCCCCCCACUCCUGUAUCGGUUGCAUCUCCACCAAGGAAAGUAGAAAUGACACCACCACCUGUCCGCUCAAUCGUGCCACCGUCUAUUUCACCAAUUUCAGUUGUAUCGCCUCCUGGAGAAUCACCUCAUAGUUCACCAACUGUCGACCGAAAUGUAACGGGAAACCCAUCUCCAUUACCAGAUCCUAAUAGUUCUCCUGUUUCAAAUCCACCCUCAAGCAAUGAUGGAACACCCGUUAAGUCACCUACAAACGAGACACACAAGUCAGCGCCGCGUGUGAACCAUGCCCCAAAAAAUGGUUCUGAUGAUACUUUUGCAGGUUCUUCCCCAGCCGUAUCUCCUCCUGAACCGACAGCUAAGAGGCUGCCUAGUAAUUCUCUUGUCCCAUCCCUUGCUCCUGCGAAUGAAGCACAUAACUCUCCAGCAUUGUCACCUUCGACCUCGUUUCAUGAACAUCAACAUAAAAGAAAUGAAAGAACCGGUCCUGCUCCAGCAUCAUCAGACCCGAUUUCACCUCCUUUGAAACAACAAGGUCCUGUCAUCUCUCCAGCAUUUCAUCCCAGAAGAAAACAAAGACACUAUGCUCCUCCACCAUUUCAUUCUGCUCCCCCAUCCCUAUCCUCAGUUCCUUCGCCAGUAACCGCUGUCUCUCCAGUUCCUUCACCAUCUCCAGUCACAGCAUCUAGGCAGACCAAAAUGCCACAUAUUUCCCCAAAAGUUUCUCCGUCUGUCUCUCCAUCGAGGAGUCCCAAAGUGGCACCACCACCAGCACGAGUUAUGUCAUUUCCACCUCCGCCUCCUAAUCAAGAUUGUUCGACAACUAUUUGCACGGAUCCUUAUACGAAUACACCUCCUGGAUCACCGUGUGGCUGUGUCUUGCCAAUGCAAGUUGGUUUACGCCUAAGUGUUGCGUUAUAUACUUUCUUCCCUUUGGUUUCCGAGUUAGCCGAAGAAAUUGCCGUUGGUGUUUUUAUGAAACAAAGUCAAGUUCGCAUCAUGGGUGCUACUGCUGCUAGUGAGCAACCGGAGAAGACGAUUGUCCUUGUUGACUUGGUACCACUUGGUGAAAAAUUUGAUAACACGACAGCCUUUUUAACUUAUCAGAGAUUCUGGCAUAAACAAGUUGCUAUAAAAGCUUCAUUAUUUGGGGAUUAUGAAGUAUUAUAUGUGCGCUAUCUUGGUUUGCCUCCUUCUCCGCCUUUGCCACCUGAUGCCGGUAUAAUUGAUGGCGAACCAUAUUCGGGUAACAACAAUAAUGCAAGGGCUAUAAAGCCCCUUGGUGUCGACGUGCAUGGGAAACGGCGUAAGCAUGCACUUAGUGGGGGUGUGAUUGCAAUAAUCGUUAUGUCUGUUUUAGUGGUUGUGGUGUUAUGUUCUGCCGUUGCAUGGGUUUUGCUUUUCAAACAUGGGGAUCAAGCUAGUCAACGAGGAACAAGUCCACAGCAUCCGCAAACAUCUCAUGCCAAACCAUCAGGUUCUGCCGGGUCAAUGGUUGGAAGUGGUCUAAGUUCCAUAUCGCUUUCAUUUGGCUCGAGCAUUGCAGCCUAUACAGGAUCUGCUAAGACCUUAACUGCAAGUGAAAUAGAAAGAGCCACAGGCAAUUUUGAUGAUUCAAGAAUACUCGGGGAAGGUGGGUUUGGUCGUGUUUACCGCGGUGUUCUUGAAGAUGGAACUAACGUGGCAGUCAAGGUUCUGAAGAGAGAUGAUCAACAAGGCGGCAGGGAAUUCUUGGCUGAGGUCGAGAUGCUUAGUCGUCUUCACCACAGGAAUUUGGUGAAGUUGAUUGGAAUAUGCACAGAGGAGCGCAGCCGUUGCUUGGUUUAUGAACUCAUUCCAAAUGGCAGUGUUGAAUCGCACUUGCAUGGAGUUGACAAGGAAUCUGCACCCCUUGACUGGGAUGCCCGGAUCAAGAUAGCCCUUGGUGCUGCUCGUGGACUAGCUUAUCUCCAUGAAGAUUCAAGCCCACGUGUCAUACAUCGGGAUUUUAAGUCGAGCAACAUUUUGUUGGAGCAUGAUUUCACGCCAAAAGUGUCCGACUUUGGUUUGGCUCGAACUGCUAUGGAUGAGGAAGGCAGGCAUAUAUCGACCCGUGUCAUGGGAACUUUUGGAUAUGUGGCUCCUGAGUAUGCAAUGACUGGCCAUCUUCUUGUGAAAAGUGAUGUUUACAGCUAUGGUGUUGUCCUUCUCGAGCUUCUAACGGGGCGAAAGCCAGUAGAUAUGACACAGCCACCUGGUCAGGAGAAUCUAGUUGCAUGGGCACGUCCUCUUCUAGCAAGCAAAGAAGGAUUAGAAACAAUUAUAGACCCGUCUCUAGGUUCCGAUGUAUCUUUCGAGAGUGUGGCCAAGGUAGCAGCAAUUGCUUCCAUGUGUGUUCAACCGGAGGUAUCACACCGACCUUUCAUGGGUGAGGUCGUACAGGCUUUAAAACUAGUAUGUAAUGAAUGUGAUGAAGCAAAAGUAGGCUCGAGAGGUACUAGUCAAGACGAUAUCUCCAUCGAUAUGGAUGGUAAGGUUGGUACUGGCUCGGAACAGUUAAGCGAUCCCUUGCAAAGCCAUUAUUCUAUUCCCAACUAUGUCUCGGGUCUUGAUACCGAGAGAGGACUAUCAGUGUCUGAUUUGUUUAGUUCAUCAGCAAGAUUCCGGAGGGAAUCAUCUGAGUCGUUUAGGAGACACUGUACUUCGGGUCCAUUGAGAACGGGGAGAGGCAAUCAUUUCUGGCAUAAAAUGCAACAAUUAUCUCGGGGCAGCAUCAGUGAACAUAGUGCUAUGAUCAAGUUCUGGUCAGGUUCACAUUAAAACCAAUGUCACUUGCCCUUUGAGUUUUGAAUGUCAAAUGACAAACCGACGGCACCUGCUCCGCAUGCCUGGUGAAAAAUGUUGUGCUGGUUUCGGAACUGGGAAUUUAACAUGGGAAACUCUUGUGCUGCAAGAUUCUUAACCCGAAACCCUGAGUGGCUUCUGUUACGCAGCUGAUGAUGAAGGGUAUAGAGCCGAAGUAUUCUUUUAUUUUUCGUGUUUUUUUCUGGUAGGGGAAGAGUUUCAUAUGAUCAUCCUCACACUCCAAAUUUGUACAGUUGGGGUUUGUGUUUUUCACAAUAAGGAAAUUAAUUCCCCAUUUUGAGGCUCAGAAUCUUUCUGAAUUCAUCAUUCUUUUAUAUAUAUAUUCUCAAUACACCGUUUUUGUU